Peniophora sp. CBMAI 1063 is the source of this 1398-nucleotide messenger RNA. NCBI's taxonomy places the organism in Eukaryota, Fungi, Basidiomycota, Agaricomycetes, Russulales, Peniophoraceae. The record is from the annotation of a GenBank genome assembly.
AUGGACGCGCGAGAGCUCACCGAUGCGCAGUUCAACCGCGCAGUCGAGAUAAUCCAGAGUCUACCUAAGACCGGACCUAUCCAGACUGGCUAUGAGGAGAAGUUGACCAUGUAUAGCUUGUACAAGCAGGCUACAGUCGGCAACGUGCAGGGACCAAGACCGGGCAUGUGGGAUAUGCUGGGACGCGCGAAAUGGGAUGCAUGGGCGAAGCAUAAAGACCUUAACCCAUAUGAGGCCAAGUGGCUUUACGUCGAGGCGCUCUUGAAGGUUCUUCGACGAUACUCCGAUGCUACAGUGGCGAGAGACCUAGUCCGAGAACUCGAGUCCUACGGCGAUGCAUCCGGAAUGGUCAUGAGCGGAACCUCCUUCUCCCAUGGCGCCGACUCAGACUCGUCCUCCGAGAACGGCGAAGGCCCUUCCCAGUCAAUCUACCGUUCCCUGCAAUACCCUCCACAAACCGGCAUGCCCCCCGCUCCACCGCCCAAUCGUUCAGACAACGAAGACUCCUCCUCAGAGUCUGACGAAGACGACGAGCCAGGCCAUAUCGCGCCUCUUCAACCCCCACAUGUACCCGAUAGCGCAACGCACAUGCGCACACCCUCCGCACACUCAACACACCAACACUACCGCACGCCCGUAGGAGGCGGAUCGCUCAUGAUGACGCCCGCACAAGUCCCACCCGUACCCGCAUCCCAACCCCAGCCCGCAUUCGAGACGCCCUCCGCAUUCGCCGGCCCAUCAGGAUCAUCAGUCGCCGCACCCUCCUCCAUAUCCGGCUCAGCAUACGGCGCACCACCGCCCAUGUCGCCUCCCUACGCACCAAUGCAAGGAUACCGACGUCCGCCGAGUGCGCCGGGCGGAGGCAUGUCCGUCCGCUCGCAUCCACUCGACAACGCUUUCGUCCGACCGCACUCCGCCAUGGCGCUCGAGCGCGCGGUCGAAGGCGUGCAAGCGCACUUGGCCGCGCUUUCUGAGCGAUUGGAUGCACUCGAAGCGCAUGCCUUACGAUCAUCGGGCGGUAUGAUCUCGCCCCGCGUAGGAGGCACCAGCGGUCCCCUCGCCUCCGGCCGUGGCAGCCCCUACGCCCACCGCGGUCCAAACGCCCUCGACGACCUCGGUCUCUGGUCCUACAUCGCGCGCCUCCUCCUAUCCACAAUCCGUUCCGCGCGCUCAACGUUCGACUACCUCCUCAGCAGCGAGGGCCGCUCGCCCGCGCUUAUCGUCGUGAGGAGGUUGUUCUUGGAUCUGUCGUUUAUAUUGGCGGUGCUGGGCGUGGUGAGGGUGGUGUGGAGACGGAGCGGGGUGAGGAGGAGGGAGAUUGCGCAUGCGCUUAAGGUGCUUUGGAGGGCUGUUGUGGGGAGCCAGGCGCCGAGGGCGCUUGUUAGUAGGGGCGUCUGA